CUUAUUUUAGUAAAAAUAUUAUUUUUUCUUAUAUCAAUUUUGUUUAGUAUUUCUAUUUCAAUAGUCAUGGUGUUUUUCUAUUAAAAAUUAUUAAAAAGUAAAUUUAGUUAAUUAUAAGAAAAAUAAGAUUACUUUUACGUUUUUAUUUUAUUUAGACUUUUAAAAAAGAAAUUAAUUAUUUUAUUUCUUUUAGAUUUUUAUACAAUUAUUUUAUUUUUAAUAGAAAAAUUUUGUUUAAUUAUUUAUAUAUUUUGUCUUAUACAUACAAACACAUAUUUAUCAUAUUCACACAUACUCAUGUACGAUAAUAACAUCAAAAUUAAAAGUUAUGCUAGCAUCAUAAGAUGUAAUAAGGAUAAUAAAAAGUUGAGUUGUAUCAAAAAAUUAAAAGAAAAUACUCAGGUAAUACUUUUCAUAUAAAUACUAUUGUUUUCUGUAAAAAUUAUAUGUGAAACUUUAAACCUAAAUAUAGAUGUGAAAUAAUUAUAGUUAUGUUUGUCUUAAAAAUUAAAAGAAAACACUCAGGUAAUACUUUUCAAAUUUCUUAUUAUUCCUAAUUUUUUUUACCAUUUAUAAGGUAUAGUUUUUUUUUUCAUUCUUUUUAUUUUAGAGGAAUAUAGAACAAAUUUGUUCCUCACUAAAAUUGAUAAGGAAUACUCUUCUUUUUUAUUCCUCUAAUUUUAUUCCUCUGCAUUUUUUCUCUACUCAUUCCUAAUGUUCCUAUAAUGGUCACUAGAAAGAUAUAAAAUCUUGUAGAUAAUUAAUCUUAAGGGGUAGGAAAUCAUGUAGAUAUAAUCUUAAGAGGUAUGAAAUCAUGUAGAUACUAUUUUAAGAGGUAUGAAAUGUUGUAGAUAAUCUUGAGAGGUAUGAAAUCAUGUAGAUAAUAUUAAGAGAUAUGAAGUCUUGCAGAUAAAGGGGUAGAAAUAUGUAGAAACUCAAGGAAUUGUAUACACAGCUUAAGGGGUAAGGGGUAAGCAUAUUCAUGUGUUAGAUCGGUUUGAUCUCAGCCGUCCAUCAAGGAAAGUUGGAAUGUGUAUAUAAAGGGGUGAUACCUCAUUGUAAAUUAUCAAACAAAAUUUUCUUCUUAAUUUUGGCUCUCUUGAAGAGUUUAAUUUUUUUGUGUUUUGCUUGUUUCAAUAAGUGAAGAAAAAUGGGACAAAAGCUCCACGCUCUUAUGUUCCCAUGGUUCGCUUUUGGUCACUUUACUCCAUACUUGCAUCUAGCCAACAAGUUAGCUGAGAAAGGUCACAGGGUUACUUUCUUGCUGCCUGCGAAAGCUAAAAAACAAUUAGAACCUCUUAACCUGUUCCCAGACAGCAUCGUCUUACAUCCUAUUACCAUUCCUCAUGUUGAUGGUCUUCCUGCUGGCGCCGAGACCCCCUCGGACAUCCCCAUCACGUUGUGGAAGUUCUUGAUCGUAGCCAUAGAUCGUACACGCGAUCAAGUCGAAGUCGCGGUUCGUGCUUCGAGACCGGACCUGAUCUUGUUCGAUUAUGCUUACUGGGUUCCAGAAGUGGCAAAGGAACAUGGAGUAAAGAGUAUGAUGUACAACGUGAUAUCAGCAACAUGUAUAGCUCAUGACCUUGUCCCUGGUGGUGGAUUCGGAGUUCCUCCACCUGGUUAUCCUUCAUCUAAGUUGUUGUUCCGCGCACAUGAUGCUCACGCCAUGUCGUCAUUCUCUGUUUACUACAAGAGGUUUUACGAUCGGUUUACCACAAGUCUUACGAAUUGUGAUUUCAUUUCGGUUAGGACGUGUGAAGAAAUUGAAGGUAAGUUUUGCGACUAUAUAGGGAGUCAGUACAAGAAGAAUGUUCUCUUGACCGGUCCAAUGCUUCCUGAGCUAGACAGAAGCCAACCGCUUGAAGACAAAUGGAAUCAUUGGCUGAGCGGGUUUGGACCAGGAUCUGUAGUGUAUUGUGCACUUGGCAGCCAAAUCACUCUGGAGAAAGACCAAUUCCAAGAGCUAUGUUUAGGAAUGGAGCUCACUGGUUUGCCGUUUUUUGUAGCGGUAACGCCACCAAAAGGUGCAAAGACUAUUCAAGAAGCGUUACCAGAAGGAUUCGAAGAGAGGGUAAGAGGUCGUGGAGUAGUUUGGGGAGAAUGGGUGCAGCAACCGUUGAUAUUGGCUCAUCCAUCAGUAGGCUGCUUUGUGAGCCAUUGUGGAUUCGGUUCGAUGUGGGAGUCUCUAAUGAGUGAUUGCCAGAUAGUCUUGAUUCCAUAUUUGGCUGAUCAAGUUCUCAACACGAGAUUGUUGACUGAUGAACUCGAGGUUGCGGUUGAAGUGCAAAGAGAAGAAACAGGAUGGUUCUCCAAGGAGAAUUUGAGUGUUGCGGUCAACUCUGUGAUGGACAAAGAUAGUGAGAUUGGGAGUCAGGUGAGGAAGAACCACUCCAAGUUGAAAGAGCUUGUGGUUAGUCCUGGAUUAUUAACCGGUUACACUGAUAAAUUUGUAGAGACUUUGGAGAACCUACUCAAGGAUACAAAACUUCAAUGAGUUUCUUUAGCUUGAUAAGAAGUACGUAGCAGUUGUUUCAAAUAAUGCAAAUAUUCUUAAACCAUGCAACGGAGCGGUUGUCUUUGUUCAUUUUUGGUUUUUAUAAAAUUUAUUUACUCAUUUGUGGUAUGCUUUUUCCAUUUAAACAAAAUUAUAAGCCGCAAGUUAAAUACAUUUAUAGCUUUAUGAUUUUUUUCUUGAGAAAAAUUUAUAGCGUUAUGUUCUUUUUUAUAGCGUUAUGUUCAAAAAAAUAUUUAUAGCGUUACCAUCAUGUCAGUGCUUAAAGGUAUAUUAUCUUUAAUUAUUGAUUACAUCAAGUGUUUUUUUUCUUAAUUCAGAGUUGAUCUUAUUAAAAAAUAGAAUUUAAGUUUUUUAUUUAUUUUGCAGAUAUAACAUACUAAAUUUCAGUUAUGAAUUGAUAAAAAAACCAAUAUGAUUCAAAAGGAUGAAUUGAUAGAACCAAACAUACAAAUUACAUAAACACCAGGGCUUGAAAGGCUGCAUCAAAGUUGUUUCCAUGGCCUUAGCUUCGAACCCCUCGAGAGUGAAAUCAGCGAUGAUGCACGGCUGAACUGACGGCUACCACCACCAAGAGUCACUCUCUGGGCACCAGUUUGGAGACUCACCGGAGAUCUAACCGCACGGAAGGGAAGAGUGGCCACUGUAGACGAAGCUCGACAAAAUAACGACAUUGCCGCCGGAGGAUUCUUCUAGGGUUUGUGCCAAGAAAUGAGGGCUGCGCUAGAGGAAGAUCGAAGGGAUUUUGAGACUCAGAGAGGGAGAUAAAGAGAGGUAUAAGGAUUUUAUAAUGACUGCCCCAACUACUUAAUGGGUAGCGAUCGAUCUAACAUUACAAUAUUCAUAUUCAUGCAUCUGAUGGUUGUCUUCGUAUUUCUUUUUUAUUUAUCUACUUGUAUUCUACGUGACGUGGAAGCGGACAACGCGGAAGAAAGUACCAAAACCUAGAAUCGAGCUGAUUUGCCAAGGCUUAAGAACCAUGUUCUAGCCCAGUUAUACUAUAUCUACCAUUGUUUAAGUACUUGUAUUGAUUGUUUUUUUUUUUUUUUGGUAAAAACUUGUAUUGAUUGUUAUAAAGCAUAUUCGGUAGCUUUGUACAAAUGCACACGUUUUUUUAGAAUACUCUGUAAAGAUUGUAUCCAGCACAUGUAUACGGAUCAUUCUAAGCUGACUUUGAGGAAGCUAAAAGGUGUGUGUAGUAAAAAGGAAAGAUUUAAUACAUCAAGAGGGAAGAUGCUAAGUUGCGGAAGCAACUCAAACUUGAGUUGUUUCUUUUUUUAUCUUUUGCCUCCUUAAGUUGCUUCCACUUCUCAACCGUGUUGAUAAGUUCACCAGUUUUGAUGAGAUAUAUUGCCUUCUCUCCAUCUUCAAGGACCUUGUGACCCACUCGGCUUACCACCUCCUUUUUUUUCUAAUACAACAUCACGUUUGAGCUUAAGAAUUUGUCCAGGCUCUUCAUGUGUGUGGUCUUGACGCUAACAUCUUUGAUGACAAUGGUACUGUUGUGGGUAAAGAUCUUAUUGAUUUCUCCAAUUUUGCCCUUGUCUCGUCCACAUAUAACUUUCCAACUUGACGUGCAUCUUGUGCAGGAUAGGAAGACUGUUUGGUUUGCAUUUUUUCCGUUCCCAACGCUUAAGCUGAAAUGGAAAAACACAACAGAGUAAUGUUGAAUAUAACAUAGCUCUUCAAGCUUGUUUCUUAGAAUGGUUAAUGAAUGGUUUGAGCAUAUAUAAUUAGCUUUACCCCAUCAUGAAGAUAGUCUAGACUGGGUGCCACGUCUUAAGCAAGGUAUACUCCUCUCAAAUCCAGCUCAACGGUUCAUGUGUUUUUCACCUGUGUAUCAAGAAAUCAUAUUGUAGUGUGUUUCAAAUUUGUAUAGGAAACGAUAAUACCAAGUUAACUCAUUUCAUACUCUUUUUUCCUUAAAUCCUUUAUAAAGAAAGAGACGAGUAAUUACAGAUGACAGUGAGUUGCAUUAGGAGUUGAUCCAAAGGGAAAAUUCAAGCAAAGGUGUCUUGGAGGUUGGGGGUAAUCUCUACAAGCAACCUGUUCAAGAGAUUCCAUCAAAUUUUCAAAACUAAAACUAGAAAAAAAAGUAUUGAUAUAGAAUUAAACCUAAACUUCAAAACUGAAACCUGGCCCGUCUCGUGGAUAAUAUCCAGAUCUUUUGGUAGGAGUCACUUCUUUUAAUCGUCUCCAUCUACAAGAAGAAUCAAAAGUGUCGCAGUCAAGAAUGUUUGAUUAUUUUUAAAGAAUGCUUUUUUUUUGUCAUCUAGUAGAUUAAUACUAACUUGACCAAAGUUUUACACCAAGCCAGCAAAUAUAUGUAAUCUUUCUGGAGCCAUAAGCCGGACAGGUGAUAUGCACCCUCCGGAGACAGAUUAGUACAGCCACUAAAACAUAAACUAGACACAAAAAAAAAGACAAAGUUGAUUUGGAACAUAGGGAGAUAGACAAUACUCUUCACAAGAGGAGAAGAUGGAUGGAGCUGGAAGCAGAGAUGAGUGUGAAAAUGAUGCAAGCCUAAUUAUUUGAGUUCGAAGAUGACCUCCUAGAACAGUUUCACAGGUGAACCCCGUUCAAACCAUACCUAAAAUUGCUUCAUCAACAAGAAGCCCACAAGAGAGACGAUCUUCAACCCGAGCAGCCAAAGAAGACGACGGUUGGCAAUUAACUACUCAAAGACUGCACACAAUUGAGUUAAGACUCCACAGCCUGUUAAGAAAUCCGGAGAAACCCGUUGGUUUCAAACCAAGGAACUGCACAACUUCCCCACUUCGUAAUAUAAUACAAUUAAUAUGUGUAUCUACUGCUUGGCAGUAACACAAACCCGGUCCAUCUUCUGCUUCAGCUGCUGCCACCCUGUGGUAGAAUCUUUAUAAAUACAUAAUGAUUCACAAAAGAAAAGUAUUUAUUUAAUGGAGUAGUUCACAAAGGAAAGUAUAUUUAUUUAAUAGAAUAAAGAAAAGAAAAGGGACCUUUUGGAGAGAUUCCUUAGUGUUAUUUCUGUGUUAUUCCAACACAUCACUUGUUUAUCAGUUUCUUUAUUUCUCAAGGUUUAUUCUAUGAAGCUUAGAAAAGUCAUAAUGUCAGCAAUUUAUAUCGUUAGAACUUGGAACUGCUUGGAUUUGGAAUAUUGUUUUUCAAACAAUUAAGUAUUGAUAAAAUUUUGGAGAAGUAUAAUUUAUUAAGUUAGUUAAUUCUGUUUUUUGGCAGAAAACUUAUAAUUUGAUUUUUUUAUGAAGCUUUUAUGGUGUGAUUUGUGAGGAAAGAACACAACGCGUAGACGUUUAUACAUUUGAGGGGACCCAUCCUGUUAUCUCCACUUGGAUGUUGCGAUUGGGUGUGUCUGUUAGUGUUAGACACGUGGCGUUUCAGGAUCCUCUUGUCGGAUAGGAAGACUUUGACUUUCAACAAGAAACCGUUUUUAUUUUUGAGUUAACUGGCCCCCGUACUAGGCCCGAGCAUAAUAUCCGUAACCCAAAAUCAGAACCGAAAAACCCGAUACAUAUCCGGUCUGAAAUAUAAAAAAUAUCCGAAUGGGUCUUGUAAGGCGGUACAAAAUAUAUCCGAACCCGAAGUGUUAUUAACCGAACCCGAACGGAUAACCCGAAAAACCGAAAAAUCUGAAAAAAUAUCCGAAGAAACCGAUCCAAAUGUCCAAAAUAAUAUCUAUAUAUAUAUAUAAAGAUGUUGGUGACCCUCCUAUGAUGCCACGUGGAAAGUCGUGCAUCCUAGAAGCGACACAUGUCCCCUUUCACAAAAACGAUGCGUUUCAUUUAUUUUUGUUUGUGUUCCGUCUGGGUUUUCGUUUUUUCUGUUGUCAUUAUUUUAGUUUAUAAAGUCCAGUCCACUAAGAAUUAACUCCAAAUGUAUAUUCGAGACUUAUACAUAUUGGACUACUUUGUUAAAUUGGGCCAAAUUCUAAUCUUAACAAAAUAAUAUAGUAGAAAAUAUAAAACAAUUUUAAAUUAUUAAAAUAUUACAGACAAAAAUAAACAGAAAUUAUAAUAAAUCUAAAUAUAGAAUACUUAUGUCGGUAGAAGAAGAUACGACAAUAAUGGCGAUGGUGGAAGAAAUGACAACGGUGGUGGCCGGAACAAAUGACAGUGCUCAGUUGCAAAUAUGGUAAAUGUAAACAGCGUCGGUGGUGAUGUGUAAAUGGUUCUCCACGUUCUACUCCAAGAAGUCAGAUCUGAAACAUGCAAAUGAAAAGGAAAAUAAGU
Molecule: messenger RNA, 6738 nt
Organism: Brassica napus (rape)
Lineage: Eukaryota; Viridiplantae; Streptophyta; Magnoliopsida; Brassicales; Brassicaceae
Product: UDP-glycosyltransferase 79B10-like
Exons: 1
Coding region: 1151-2494 (447 amino acids)
Molecular function (GO): UDP-glycosyltransferase activity
Source: RefSeq, a predicted model, not a curated record